Messenger RNA from Chenopodium quinoa (quinoa), 1131 nucleotides. RefSeq lists its product as uncharacterized. Lineage: Eukaryota; Viridiplantae; Streptophyta; Magnoliopsida; Caryophyllales; Amaranthaceae. Gene Ontology annotation, biological process: protein transport. The coding region runs from base 1 to 1131 and encodes 376 amino acids. The record is from RefSeq and is a predicted model, not a curated record. The transcript has 3 exons.
AUGACAGUGGAUGUAAAAGAAGCUGUUUCUUGUCUGAUUUUCGCUGCCUCAAGAUGUGGUGAACUGCCAGAGCUUAUCAAACUGAGAAGCCUAUUCCAAAAUUGGUACAGCAAUGAGUUUGAUGAUAAUAACGUAAAUUUUCGGCCAACAAACUUUGUGAAGUUAGAGCUGAAGAGUGUUUUGUCCUCUGGUUCAAUAUCUAAUGAAGUGAAGCUUGAACUAGUCAAAGAAAUUAUCAAAGACUAUGCUGAUUGUCGUUCGAUGAACUGUCAGCAGGUUUGUGAUGUUGAUGAUAAAAAACACUACUUUAAGGAUAAUCAAGCUCUGAAUAAAGGAAAAUCAUCACCAGAGAAGCCCAAGCAUACUGAAAGCAUGCAAAGUUUACCAGAUAGGAUGAUUCUAGAUUCUUUAAAUCUCGACCAGUUAAGUGAAAGCGGCAGGGAUUCUGCACUUCAGACACUCUAUCUCAACGACAAAGAUAUUUAUGUUAUCCAUGAAGAACAGUAUGAAGGUUAUCAAGAACAAGGUCUGAAAUAUGAAAAGGGGUUGUCAAAAUUCCCAAAGAAGCCUAAUCCUGGCUAUAUAUCAAAGAAAGCCAGCAAUGAAAGCCAUGAAAUAAAUUACAUUGACGAUGCAUCCUCCCGGAAAUUAUUAGAGAGUACACCCCAAAUCCAAGAGAAAGACAUUGUCUAUUUGGAUGAUAUGAAAGAAAAGACACUGCCUCGGAGUUAUUACGACUAUGAAGCUACUAAUCUAUCUCCGAAUUCAAAUGGUGUAGGAAAAAGAACACUACUUUGCUGUGACACAAAUGCUUAUCAGCCACUUCCUCAGGAACCCUCAAAGAAGGAAAGCAACAAGCAUAACCUCAAGAAGUCUGCAGGAGAUGAUAACAAAACAAGAGUACGAACUGAAGCAUCAGGCAAUUUACGCCAAAGCUAUGAUGGUAGGAUGAAACAAGAUAUGCAACAAAGCAAGAAAAGAACAUUAAAUGGUUUCUUUGAAAAUGAGGGAGGAGAUAGAAACAACUUUUUAUUAGGUCAUGUCCAUCCCAAGCUUCCUCACUAUGAAGAGCUAGAAGCUAAGUUCAAGCACCCAGAAGCUGGAGUAGGAAACGGUAGUAAAACUAAUUAG